Trachymyrmex septentrionalis is the source of this 705-nucleotide messenger RNA. RefSeq lists its product as uncharacterized. The annotation marks the transcript as partial. The transcript has 2 exons. NCBI's taxonomy places the organism in Eukaryota, Metazoa, Arthropoda, Insecta, Hymenoptera, Formicidae. The record is from RefSeq and is a predicted model, not a curated record.
CGACCCUCGUAUCUUGCAAGCGGAGAUAGCAUGGUAUCACUUAGUUAUCAGUUUCGAAUAGGCAAAAGUACAGUAUCGAAAAUAAUAUUAGAGACUACAACAGCAAUUUGGAAUAUUUUACAACCAAUUGUCCUGAAACAACCAACAGAAGAUGACUGGAAGAGAAUUGCUAAGAAAUUUAAUGAUAAAUGGAAUUUCGUCAAUUGUAUUGGGGCAAUAGACGGGAAACAUAUUCUUAUUCAGGCAUCUUCGCAUUCUGGCUGUACAUUUUACAAUUAUCAUGCAUCCCAUAGUGUAAUAUUGAUGGCUGCCUGUGACGCGAAUUAUUGUUUUACUCUUGUAGACCUUGGAGCAGAAGGACGCCAAAGCGAUGGAGGAAUAUUUCAAAGAAGUGACAUUGGUAUUGCUUUUGAAAGCAAUCUAUUAAAUGUACCUCCUGCUGAAAAUAUUUUAGAGAAUUGUACGUUAUCAUUUGUGUUGGUUGGAGAUGAAGCAUUUGCCUUAAAAACAUACAUGAUGCGGCCAUUUCCUCGAAAUUCUCUAACUUACGAAAAAAAAAUCUUUACUUAUCGAUUAAGUCGUGCACGUCGUACCAUUGAAAGCGCCUUUGGUAUUUUAGCAUCCCGAUGGCGAAUAUUUCGUAAACCAAUUAGCGUCUUUGGAGACUGUCGAUAAUAUUAUUAAAGCAUCGCUUUGUCUUCAUAA